AUGGAGGGAGUUUCAGUUUGUUCCACGACUGCAUUUCACUCACUGCCUCUGUUUGUAUCUCUGUCACUGCAGGACCAACAUGGAGCGAGAAGUCAGCGCUCUCAGGAGGCCGACAAACCUCACAGAAGAAAGGGAGAGAAAACCUACAGCUGUGAUGAGUGUGGGAAGGAUUUUACCCUGGCUCGAAGCCUAAAAACACACCAACUUAUCCACAGUGGAGUUAAACCUUACAGCUGUGAUGAGUGUGGAAAGUCUUUUACCCAGGCUGGAAACUUAAAAACACACCAACUCGUCCACAGUGGAGUUAAACCUUACAGCUGUGAUUUGUGUGGAAAGUCUUUUAACCAGACUGGAAACUUAAAAACACACCAACUCAUCCACAGUGGAGUUAAAGCGUACAACUGUGACUUGUGUGGAAAGUCUUUUACCCUGGCUGGAGAAUUAAAAAGACACCAAAUCAUCCACAGUGGAGUUAAACCUUACAGCUGUGACUUGUGUGGAAAGUCUUUUACCCAGGCUGGACACUUAAAAAACCACCAACUCAUCCACAGUGGAUUUAAAGCGUACAACUGUGACUUGUGUGGAAAGUCUUUUACCCAGGCUGGACACUUAAAAAACCACCAACUCAUCCACAGUGGAUUUAAAGCGUACAACUGUGACUUGUGUGGAAAGUCUUUUACCCUGGCUGGAGACUUAAAAAGACACCAACGCAUCCACAGUGGAUUUAAAGCGUACAACUGUGAUUUGUGUGGAAAGUCUUUUACCCAGGCUGGACACUUAAAAAGACACCAAAUCAUCCACAGUGGAUUUAAAGCACACAGCUGUGAGUUGUGUGGUAAGGCUUUUGCUCAAAAUGACAACUUACAGAGGCAUCUACUUACCCACCUUGGAAUUAAGGCGUACAGUUGCUACUUUUGUGGAAAAAGUUUUAGCGACAAACACUACCGAAAUAUUCACCAACAGAUCCACACCAGAAAGUAACUCUACAAGUGCAGUUACUGUGAGAAGUGGAGCAAAGCACAUGGAUCCAGUUCUCAACCCUGUUGUCACUGUGGUGGUGGGAAAUAGUUUCUCUGUGACCUUUGUGGAAAAACUUCAUUCAUCAACGGGACCUAAAAACACAUCAGCGUAGACACACUGGAGACAAAAUGAACUACUGCAAAGAAUGUGGGAGAGGCUUCCACACACCAAGUACAUUAAAAAUACAUGAACUCUUCCACAGUGGAGUCAAAAAGCACAUCUGUGACCAGUGUGGGUCAUCCUUCACCACUGGACAUGAGCUCAAUGAAAAAGCAUAAGGGAAUCCACACAGGAGAGACACCAUACAAGUGCAGACACUGUGACAAAAGCUUCUCACAAUCAGGUCAUCGUAACCAACAUGAACGUACACACAUGGAAGUGAACUUCAGCUGUGACCAGUGUGACAAGAGCUUCAGGAAUCUCAGUUCAUACUCCGAACACAAACGAUUCCACGCUGUAAAUAAACUGUUUCACUGUUACCAAUGUGCAAAAACAUUCACUUCAUUAUCUGCUCUGUGCAAACAUCAGCCUGAUCAUGAAGGACUGAAAUCACUGGAUCACAAUGAAUCUGAAGAGAGAGAAAGUUCCUCUUCUGGUUUCAUGGUCGGACCUAAAAACCUUGAGAUCAGGCUCCACAGAGUUCAGAUGGAAUCUCCUGUAAAGAGUGUCAGCUGAUGUCACACUUGGAUCUGAUGAGGUAGCUCUGAUUUCUGGAGCUGCAGUGAAUAAUCCUGAAUGUUACAUUUAGGAAGCUACAUGCAUAGAUAUGCAUAUCAAGUUCAUGUUUUUUCCUUUUAGGGAUUUUAAUUCUCUUAAAUGUUAUCCCUGUUACAUUUUAUUCUUUGUUCCCUUAGGACACAGUAGUGUUUAGUAGUUGUAUUCAUUUUAUGUGUUACCUCAGUUAAAUUUCGAUCCUUCAUUCAUAUUUAAUCUUUUGCUGUGGUAAUCCCUUCUCUUAAAUCAUUUUCUCCCAAAACUGCAAAUAUUUUCACAGCAGCUGCUCUUAAAACUUCCAAAAUGAACUAAAUCUGUCCACCAGCUUUGAAACAACACCUGCUGUGACUUUAUGUCCAGAAAAAAGAAACUCAAGCUAAACUGGUUUUGGGCUGUACUUCCAUAUAAUGCCAGUUUGUACCAGAAGAUGAAGCAGUGAGUCAGUGUAACCUUUAUUUAAUUGGGCAAAGACCACAUUCGUUUUCACAGUGGCAGCAAAGAAAUGUUGAAAGGUAAAAACAGCAGCACACAUCAGGACCAUUUUAAAGAUCACAGGUGACUUUUACUUAAUUCAGAUUCCUUCAAAUUUUGGC
Messenger RNA from Pelmatolapia mariae (spotted tilapia), 2327 nucleotides. RefSeq names its product zinc finger protein 492-like. The transcript has 2 exons. NCBI's taxonomy places the organism in Eukaryota, Metazoa, Chordata, Actinopteri, Cichliformes, Cichlidae. The record is from RefSeq and is a predicted model, not a curated record. Gene Ontology annotation, biological process: regulation of gene expression. Gene Ontology annotation, cellular component: nucleus. The coding region runs from base 1 to 981 and encodes 326 amino acids.